AUGGAGGCUUUUGCAGAAUUAGCUUAUUCGGUUCAACCACUCUAUGAGGUUGUUAGACAAGCAAAGAAGAUUGAGUCAAAUAUUUUCGAAGCUUCUAAUUCAAAGGAAUUGAUUGAAGACAAAACCAAAAUUCAUUUAGAGCAAUUGGCCACAAAGUCUAUUCUUGAUUCGAUGGACAAACGAAUAAAGCAAAUUAAGGAGGAAACGGAAAUGAAAGGAAGAUCUAUAAAUAUUGAUAACAUCAAUUAUAUUAUCAAUAACGAAAACGAUGAAGAAGAUGUAAAAAGAAUUAAAGAAAUAUUACAAAUAGAAGAGCGACUACUUAAAGAAUCGUGGCAAAAAUAUAUUGAUGAACAAAUGGGUCGUUUACAUCAACAACGACAAAUGCAUUCUGAACGUUUAAGAUUAUCAAUACAAAAUAUGCAACUAAAUCAACAACAAAAUGGAUUGAAUCGGUUCGUAUCGGUUCAUAAAACUACUGAUGUUGUAAAAGGUCAAAAAAUAUUAACAAUAGAAGAACAAUUACUAAAAAGAAUUAUGGCUAAAAUUAUCAAUACAAAGUAUGAAACUUCAACAAUUUGUAGUGAAUCAACAAAAACAACAAAUUUGUCAUCUUCUGGAUCUAGUUAUUCUAUGGUUGGAGCUGAAGUUUGGGUUGGAUCAAAACCAUCAUUUAUACCUUCCAAAAUUGGAUUUGCUGUUCCCCUCCUCCACCUACAUCCUUUAUCGUCAGAAUUACAAUGA
Molecule: messenger RNA, 744 nt
Organism: Entrophospora sp. SA101
Lineage: Eukaryota; Fungi; Glomeromycota; Glomeromycetes; Entrophosporales; Entrophosporaceae
Source: the annotation of a GenBank genome assembly